This is a messenger RNA of Lotus japonicus, 1869 nucleotides long. RefSeq lists its product as uncharacterized. NCBI's taxonomy places the organism in Eukaryota, Viridiplantae, Streptophyta, Magnoliopsida, Fabales, Fabaceae. Bases 1249 to 1869 code for a protein of 206 amino acids. The record is from RefSeq and is a predicted model, not a curated record. The transcript has 2 exons.
CUUGUUGUUGAUACCGGCAAGACCAGCCAGAUGAUGUCUGCUGGUUGGUAGUGAGAGGACUCGUAGUACCUGCAUACCCAAAAGAAAAGGAGGCGCUGAUUAAAAAACAAUCAUUUUAUUUUCUUACUCUCCCUUAGCAGCCAGCGGGAAAGGAGUCUAUCUAUCUGCCUAGCUUUGGUAGAUUUCCCCCAACGCAAUCCAUAGAAAUUCCACGAAUCCCUUGGUGGAUAAGUCCGACGACUCAGCAGCAGUGCGGAAUUGAGUUUCUCGUCUGGUGGAUCUGAUCUUUAGGGGGCAAUACAUACCAAAAGGUGCUUUAGUGAUCUUUGAUGGUCUGAACAAGGAACUCUGUGUGGGGAUCCAUCUUGUUGUUAUUCGCAUUGUUCACGUCAGAAAUCAGGGUGGUUGUUCUGCGCUUUAUAUUUAAAGCAAGCAGCUUCAUCCUUGAUGAUGGCCUAUGGUGGUGAUGAAUUCGUUCAUCCUGACAAUGCGGUACCAGUUUCUCUCACUCGGUCCGGUUACCCUCGGAUCAUUCCGUCUCAUCAUAGGCGUAUGAUUCUGAAGAAGGAUGAGAAAGCGGACAUGCUGGUGAAGUUUUAUUAAAAAAGAUUCUCUCUGUCAAAGAUCAUUACUUUGGCAAAGAAGGUUGAUAAAUCAACGUUUUCUAGUAGAAUAUCCCCACCCGAUAAUAUUGACGAGGUGGUGGGGCUGGUUGGUUCGAUUAAGGAAAACUUUCAUCGACUUAUCAGUCGCUAUGCUCCCUGGAUAAAACGUAUACCCCUUGAAUUGAACAAGGGUUACGGUUUGAACCAACCUGGAAAGCCUUGCCGACACACUCAUUGACGAAAAGGGUGUGGGUUGAGAGAAGGAAACUUCCAACUCGUAAGAUUCAGAACUUUCGCUCUUCAUUCACAUCGUUUUCUCAUGAGUUGGGCGCUUUUCAAUGGCUGUUGGUCGUUGGGCACUCACAGGGUACCCAAUGGUCACAUGGCUGCUUGUGGCCUCCCCGUAUUCGUUACGCCUUUGAUGUGAGGAAUAAAACCUUCACACCCGAGGAUUUUGAUUGGUUUGAGCGCCGUAUAGGGCCCUUUCUACCAUCCUGCGACGGGGAUCCCCGCAAUCACAGGCAAACUAGGUUGCACGUGUGAGGGUGCUCUGGCAAGCGUCGUAUAUUCGCAAUAGGAAACUAUGUGAAUCAGAGGGAAACCCAUCCACCAUUGGUUUGCGGAGGUCCUCCGCCGCAUCCCAAUGGAUGAUCAAACAGCACCUCUCAUUCGUUUAGUUCCUAGUAAAACAUGUUUCAGCUAUGACCUCAAGAGUGCUACCGAUAGGUGGCCUCCUGUGUUUAUGUUUGAAACGCUUGCGCUAUUGUUUGACAGGUCAUUUGCUUCAAGUGUUGUGAAUACAACAUUAGGGACGAAUCUAUUUGAGGUACCCUUCGUUAAGAGGGCUCUGUCUCAAGUCUCCUUUGUGACCGGUCAACCGUUAGUCCCUUAUGGUUAUUGGCCUUUGUUCGCGUUCACCCAUCAUGUUUUGGUGUGGUGGGCUGCGGAACAGGUUAGACCUGGGAUCCUGUUCGACAGGUAUGCUAUAUUAGGUGAUGAUGUUCUCAUCACCGAUCCACUUGUGGCGGAACAGUACCGGCUAGGCUUACAACGGCUUGGUGUGAAGAUAUCCACACACAAGUCUUUGAUAUCCUCAACUGGUGCUGUAGAGUUUGCCAAAGAAUUUCUGGUCAAGGAUAUGAGGGUUAACCUCUCUCCUGUGUCCAUGAAAGGAAUGAUGACACCAUUACUUUUGGCCCCUGAUGUUUCAACUUUGUGCAAAUUCUGCCCCUACUCUAUUUUUGUUUGCGCAUUUAGUCUUUAG